This is a messenger RNA of Trametes versicolor FP-101664 SS1, 153 nucleotides long. RefSeq lists its product as uncharacterized. Lineage: Eukaryota; Fungi; Basidiomycota; Agaricomycetes; Polyporales; Polyporaceae. Gene Ontology annotation, molecular function: metalloaminopeptidase activity; metal ion binding. Gene Ontology annotation, biological process: proteolysis. The record is from RefSeq and is a predicted model, not a curated record. The transcript has 2 exons. The annotation marks the transcript as partial.
AGAACGUUCCUUCCAGUCACCGAGGGCGCUCCGGAACCGGCCAAGUUCUCUGGAAUCUAUGUACAAGGUGCAGCCGACCCUGUGCCGCUCGUCUUUGUCGGCAAGGGCAUCACGUUCGACUCGGAAAGAAUCUCCAUCGGUGAUUAUACGUGA